CUCUCUCUGUCUCUUUCUCUUCCGGUUGCGAGCUGCCGGGGCUUAGAGGGCGGUCGCAGUGGGCACAGCGGGCGGCUCCUGGGAGGUGGCGGCGGCGGCAGAAUGUUGGCUACCAGAGUAUUUAGCCUAAUUGGCAAGCGAGCAAUUUCCACCUCGGUGUGUGUACGAGCGCACGGGAGUGUUGUGAAGAGUGAAGACUAUGCUCUCCCAGCUUAUGUUGAUCGGCGUGACUAUCCCUUGCCCGAUGUGGCCCAUGUCAAGAACCUUUCUGCUAGCCAGAAGGCCUUGAAAGAGAAGGAGAAGAACCCCUGGAGUAGCCUCUCCAUUGAUGAAAAAGUUGAAUUGUAUCGCAUUAAGUUCGAUGAAAGCUUUGCUGAAAUGAACAGGAGCACGAACGAGUGGAAGACGGUUGUGGGCGUUGCCAUGUUCUUCAUCGGCUUCACUGCUCUCGUUCUGAUGUGGGAGAAACGCUUCGUGUACGGCCCCAUCCCGCACACCUUUGAAGAGGAUUGGAUAGCCAAGCAGACCAAGAGGAUGCUCGACAUGAAGGUCAGCCCAAUCCAGGGCUUCUCUGCCAAGUGGGACUACGACAAGAACGAGUGGAAGAAAUGAGAACCCGCUGUUCACGCAGCUGAACCUCACCUUGCUCUGUCAUUUCCUUGCAGUUCAACAUAUUCACUGGAAACAGUUAUUUUGCAGUUCCAAUGCUAAUAAACGAGCAGUUGACGUGAAA
Messenger RNA from Hipposideros armiger (great roundleaf bat), 733 nucleotides. RefSeq names its product cytochrome c oxidase subunit 4I1 (gene COX4I1). Gene Ontology annotation, biological process: mitochondrial electron transport, cytochrome c to oxygen. Bases 103 to 612 code for a protein of 169 amino acids. The record is from RefSeq and is a predicted model, not a curated record. The transcript is spliced from 5 exons. Gene Ontology annotation, cellular component: respiratory chain complex IV. NCBI's taxonomy places the organism in Eukaryota, Metazoa, Chordata, Mammalia, Chiroptera, Hipposideridae.